Oldenlandia corymbosa var. corymbosa is the source of this 1128-nucleotide messenger RNA. NCBI's taxonomy places the organism in Eukaryota, Viridiplantae, Streptophyta, Magnoliopsida, Gentianales, Rubiaceae. The record is from the annotation of a GenBank genome assembly.
AUGGCUUUCAAAAGCCCCCUAUACUUUCUUCUCUAUGUCAUGAUAUUAUCACUUGCUAUAUUCUGCUCAGCAGAAGAUGAUGAUGACAAAACUUACUCUUCCUCUAAAGCAACUUACUACAAAAAGCGUGAAGGAGAAGGAGCUUGCGGACUGAAAGAAUGGGAGAAAAAAGUUUACGACGGUAAAGUUGGCGCAGUCAGCUAUAGGCUAUACAAGGAUGGAAAAAGCUGUGGUACAUGCUAUGAGGUGAAGUGCAAAGAGAAGAAAUGGUGUAGUGAGAAGGGCACAAAAAUGGCGGUGACCGAUUGCGGCAAAGGCCGCGAAGGAACGGAUUUCACCAUGAGUUACGAAGCCUAUGGAGAUAUGGCCAAAGAUGAAGAGUCCAAAAAACGCCUUUUCAAAAAAGGCGAGGUUGAAGUUAAAUACAAGAGGGUUAAAUGUGAUUAUUACAAAGAUGGCCAAAAAUUCAUUGUGAAAUAUGACAAGAAGAACAGCAAGUGGCCGGAUUACCAUAAAAUCACAGCAAUGUACAAUGAUGACAAAGAUUACAUCGCCAAAGUUAAAAUUAUAGCUGAGGAUGAGAAGGAGAAGGAAAAGGAGAACGAAAAGGAGGAGGAGAAGGAGAAGGAGAAGGAAAAGGAGAACGAAAAGGAGAAGGAGAAGGAUAAGAAGAAGGAAAAGGAGAAGGAAAAGGAGAAGGAGAACGAAAAGGAGAAGGAGAAGGAUAAGAAGAAGGAAAAGGAGAACGAAAAGGAGAAGGAGAAGGAGAAGGAUAAGAAGAAGGAAAAGGAGAAGGAGAAGGAUAAGGAGAAGGAAAAGGAGAACGAAAAGGAGAAGGAGAAGGAGAAGGAGAAGAAGUGGGUGUUUAAGGAAAUGAGAAGAGCAUAUGGAGCAGUUUGGGACAUUGCUACUUAUAAGCCAAAGUCAUUUGUGGAGAUCGAGACAGAGAAGGGAAAGAAAUAUUAUGAGCGGGUUAAAUACAUGGACAAAGAUGAGAAAGAUGAGAAAGAUGAUAAGGGUGAAAAAGAUGAUAAAGAUGACAAGAAUAAAAAAGAUGGAGCAGCUGAUGAUGAUCGUGAUCAUGGGAAAUCUUCAGCUAAAGCAGCCACCGAAAAGCUCAUCAACUAA